This is a messenger RNA of Arachis ipaensis, 2456 nucleotides long. The record is from RefSeq and is a predicted model, not a curated record. Lineage: Eukaryota; Viridiplantae; Streptophyta; Magnoliopsida; Fabales; Fabaceae.
GGCAAACUGCAAACAAAACCAGUAAAAAAAAAAAACGGGAAUUCGACCGGGCGCGCAUUGAAAAGGGAUUUGCAAUUUUGCAUUGAAAUCUUCUUCUCAAAGUUUCCUUCUCUUUUCAACUCACACUGUUACCCGCUAACGCCUUCUCUCUUUCUCUCCGUGAAAAAUGGAUUUUGAGCAUGAAUCUGAUGAUCCUUUCAGAGACGACGAGGAUGACCCCGAUGCUCACCUCUCUCUGGAAAAAGAGUCCACAAAGGAGUACGUGGUUUACCUGGUGGAUGCUUCCCCUAAAAUGUUCACCUCAACUUGCCCUGCCUCUGCGGAUGAUCAAAAGGAAGAAAGUCACUUCCACAUUGCUCUCAGCUGUAUCUCUCAAUCACUCAAGAAUCAGAUCAUCAACAGGUCCUAUGACGAACUUGCCAUUUGCUUUUUUAACACUAGGGAGAAGAGAAACUUACAAGAAUUGAGUGGUGUUUUUGUAUUUAAUGUUCCUGAAAGAGACUAUCUAGAUAGGCCAACUGCUAGGCUCAUAAAAGAAUUUGACCGCAUCGAGGAAUCUUUUGCCAAAGACAUUGGAAGCCAGCAUGGUAUUGUGCCUGGGACUAGAGAAAAUUCUCUCUACAAUGCUAUCUGGGUGGCGCAAGCUCUUCUUCGUAAGGGGUCAGCAAAGACAGUUGAUAAACGUGUGCUUUUGUUCACAAAUGAAGAUGAUCCUUUUGGGUGUAUUAAAGGGGCUAUCAAAUCAGAUAUGAAAAGAAUGACGUUGCAGAGAGCUAAGGAUGCACAGGAUCUUGGCAUCUCUAUCGAACUUCUUCCGUUGAGUCAUCCGAGUGAUCCGUUUAAUGUAUCUCAGUUGUAUGCUGAGUUGAUUGGGCUUGAAGAAGAUGAACUUGCUGACUUCAUGCCAUCAGCCGGAAACAAAUUGGAGGACAUGAAAGAUCAGCUAAGAAAGCGCAUGUUUAAGAAACGCAUAGUCAAAAAGCUCAAAUUCAUUAUAGUGGAUGGUAUAUCUAUUGAAUUAAAUUCAUAUGCUUUAAUUCGCCCCACUGUUCCAGGAGCAAUCACAUGGCUUGAUUCCGUCACAAAUCAACCUUUGAAGAGUGAAAGAACCUUCAUUUGUGCCGAUACUGGUGCCUUGGUCGAAGAAUCUACUAAACGGUUUCAUCCUUAUAAAAAGGAGAGCAUUCCAGGGAGAUUAGGAGUUUCUCGAAUUGGAUCACAUAACCAGUUCUUGUUCUGGAAAUUUUUGUUCAUUGAAGGAACAAGCGAGCUGGCUUAUCUCACUAGCCAGAAUAUCGUUUUUUCAACGAAGGAGCUAUCUGAGAUCAAAAGAUUUUCGACUGGACACCUGCAUCUUUUAGGUUUCAAGCCACUAAGUUGCUUAAAAGAUUAUUACAACUUGAAGCCAUCAACCUUCCUUUACCCUAGUGAUGAGGCUAUGGAUGGUAGCAUCUGUAUCUUUAUUGCCCUUCAUAGGUCCAUGAUACAGCUCAAACGUUUUGCAGUUGCAUUUUAUGGUGGUUCAUCUCGACCUCAAUUGGUUGCCCUAAUUGCACAGGAUGAAGUUAUCCAGUCAGGUGGUCAGAUCGAGCCGCCUGGAAUGCACAUGAUUUAUCUUCCGUAUUCUGAUGACAUCAGACUUGUUGAAGAGCGUCAUUCAGAAAAAGUUGGAAUGGUGACUAGAGCAAGUAACGAUCAAAUAAAGAAAGCAGCUGAUGUAAUUAAGCGUAUUGACUUGAAAGAUUUUUCCAUAUGCCAAUUUGCUAACCCAGGCUUGCAGAGACACUAUGCAGUAUUGCAGGCAUUAGCUCUGGAGGAGGAUGAGAUUCCAGAAAUAAAAGACGAAACAUUACCUGACGAGGAAGGCUUGGCCAGACCAGGAGUGGUGAAGGCAUUAGAAGAAUUCAAGACCUCAGUUUAUGGAGAGAAUUACGACGAGGAAUGUGAAGCCAAUGCGAAGCCAAGUGAAGCCUCCAAGAAACGAAAGGCACAAGCUGAGGUCGCAACAAAAGAGUGUGAAAACUAUGAUUGGAGUGAACUUGCUGAUACUGGAAAGUUGAAGGAUUUGACCGUGGUGGAGUUAAAAUAUUAUCUUACAGCACAUAAUCUUCCUGUUUCUGGGAAGAAGGAGGCCUUAGUCAGCCGAAUAUUAACUCACAUGAAAAAAUGAACAAGAUGGAUAUCCCUGAUUCUUAACUAGAAUGCUUAUGAUUCCAUGUACUUAGAACAGCUCCUGAAUAUACUAGUAAUGUUAUCUUGCAUAUUGUUGGUUAAAAACUGAUCUCUGCUUGCAUUGGUAAAUUUUUGUGACGAAGUUUUGCUGUUUGAUUCAAACUAACUAACCCGCAGAGUAUGACAUUUUAUUUUGCAAGUUGUCUUAAAUAGUGUAGAGCUAUGUUAAUAUAUGACGAUUUUGGUUUAUUUACUGGACAAUGAAAAUGGUGGAUUCUAUUUUC